Molecule: messenger RNA, 663 nt
Organism: Lotus japonicus
Lineage: Eukaryota; Viridiplantae; Streptophyta; Magnoliopsida; Fabales; Fabaceae
Product: mitotic-spindle organizing protein 1B-like
Exons: 2
Coding region: 184-408 (74 amino acids)
Biological process (GO): mitotic spindle assembly; microtubule nucleation by interphase microtubule organizing center; gamma-tubulin complex localization
Cellular component (GO): gamma-tubulin ring complex; interphase microtubule organizing center; centrosome
Source: RefSeq, a predicted model, not a curated record
UUUUUGAAAGAGGUAUAUUCAAAAUCUCUCUUUUACCCUCAUGCCCCUCCCCGUCUCAGUUGAACAACCUACCACAACCCGAUCCGUCCUACCACAACCUACUCCACUCUCUUUCCGUCAGUCGCUUCUCCGAUUCUAGUGGCGGUUCGUGAAAAAGCAGUAAUCACACACUCAGCUUAAAGCAUGGAUCCAGAAGCAGCACGAAUUGCGCGAGAAUCUCUAGACCUGGCUUUCCACAUGUCCAAUAUACUCGACACAGGUCUAGACCGUCACACACUUUCUGUCCUAAUUGCCCUCUGUGAUCUUGGAGUCAAUCCUGAAGCACUUGCUGUUGUUGUGAAGGAGUUAAGAAAAGAGAAACCUUCAUUGUCACCCUCCCAUCCUGCAGCCCCAUCUUCUUUGUCAUGAAUGGAUUUUUGAUUGGAUGAUGUAUGCUUCCUCUCAAGUUCUUUAUUACAUCCUGUUGGUCAGUGCUUGAUUGUGUUAAUAGAUGGAUGCAUAUUUCAGUAAUGAACAGUGUCAAACUCAUACUAAAGGAUUCUGCUGCUAGAAUGGAGUUUACAUAGUUCAAAACGGCUAUGCAAUUAGGCAGCCUAGCAAAUUGUCUGGUGUAAAUGUGGAAAUUUCUAUUCUCUAUAUUAUUGUUGUUUCUACUCUUGCAAA